Kogia breviceps (pygmy sperm whale) is the source of this 1350-nucleotide messenger RNA. It is a transcript of the gene RAB7A, whose product is annotated as RAB7A, member RAS oncogene family. Gene Ontology annotation, molecular function: GTPase activity; GTP binding. The record is from RefSeq and is a predicted model, not a curated record. Gene Ontology annotation, cellular component: phagocytic vesicle; lysosome; late endosome. Gene Ontology annotation, biological process: endosome to lysosome transport; phagosome-lysosome fusion. Lineage: Eukaryota; Metazoa; Chordata; Mammalia; Artiodactyla; Physeteridae.
GAUGGCCUCGAGGAAGAAAGUGCUGCUGAAGGUCAUCAUCCUGGGAGACUCUGGAGUCGGUAAGACAUCACUCAUGAACCAGUAUGUGAACAAGAAAUUCAGUAAUCAGUACAAAGCCACAAUAGGAGCAGACUUUCUGACAAAGGAGGUGAUGGUGGAUGACAGACUAGUUACAAUGCAGAUCUGGGACACGGCCGGACAGGAGAGGUUCCAGUCUCUGGGUGUGGCCUUCUACAGAGGCGCAGACUGCUGCGUCCUGGUGUUCGACGUGACUGCCCCCAACACGUUCAAAACCCUCGACAGCUGGAGAGACGAGUUCCUCAUCCAGGCCAGCCCCCGGGAUCCUGAGAACUUCCCCUUCGUCGUGCUGGGAAACAAGAUCGACCUCGAAAACAGACAGGUGGCCACAAAGCGGGCACAGGCCUGGUGCUACAGCAAAAACAACAUUCCCUACUUCGAGACCAGUGCCAAGGAGGCCAUCAACGUGGAGCAGGCCUUCCAGACGAUUGCCCGAAACGCGCUGAAGCAGGAAACGGAGGUGGAGCUGUACAAUGAAUUCCCUGAGCCCAUCAAACUGGACAAGAACGAGCGGGCCAAGGCCUCGGCAGAAAGCUGCAGCUGCUGAAGUGGCAGAGAGAGCAGAGCACCCAGUCUUCACGAACCAAGAACACACGUAGGCCUUCCACCAUGAGCCCCUCUCCUCUCCACACAACAGUCAUCUCUCACAUCCAGCUGCCAAAAGAACCCCCAAAGUUUCCCCUGCGCACACACACACCCACCCCUGACACAGACAGACUCCACAGCCCAGGCCUGUGACGGCUCUGUCGGGGUCCCUGCGUCAGCAGAUGGCAGCAGGCUGGGCCGGCUGUAGAAAUCGUUCCGGUUUGGAGUCGGCCUCGGAGGCUGCUUCUUUUUGUCCACUGGAGAGAGAGAACUGUUACAGUCAACCUGUGUCUAAAUUAGUUGGUUUUUUUUUAACUGUCUUGUGGUUUUACCCCCCCGCCACCCCACCCCUGUGAAGGCUACCACUUGGGAAGGCUGGUGCCCUGCGCUUCCUUACAGGCUCACACCCGGUCCGCUCAGGCUGCGGUUUUGUAUGUAUCUGUUAAUGCUACUUUUAACUAAUCAGAUCUUUUUACAGUAUCCAUUUAUUAUGUAAUGCUUCUUAGAAAAGAAUCUUAUAGUACAUGUUAAUAUAUGCAACCAAUUAAAAAUGUAUAAAUUAGUGUAAGAAAUUCUUGGAUUACGUGCUGAAGUCCUGUGAUGCAGGCGUAGAGAUGGAGGGUUGAAGCCCGUCUGGAUCGCAGAGCGUUCAGCCACUCAGAUUUCAGAAAUCCAGCUGGAGGCAGU